Pararge aegeria (speckled wood butterfly) is the source of this 3265-nucleotide messenger RNA. Its product is annotated as G-protein coupled receptor Mth2-like. Lineage: Eukaryota; Metazoa; Arthropoda; Insecta; Lepidoptera; Nymphalidae. Gene Ontology annotation, cellular component: membrane. The coding region runs from base 385 to 2478 and encodes 697 amino acids. The transcript has 10 exons. The record is from RefSeq and is a predicted model, not a curated record. Gene Ontology annotation, molecular function: G protein-coupled receptor activity. Gene Ontology annotation, biological process: G protein-coupled receptor signaling pathway; cell surface receptor signaling pathway.
UUUUUUUUUAAUGAUUAUUUAUUAUGGUUAAAACAGAAGAUAUAUGAAUCAUUUUAGAUUAUUUUUUUUAAAAGUGUUAUAAACUUUGUCUUUAUUUAAAAUCUCACUAAUCCAGGCCCGAGUGUAUUAUUGUAUUACCUUCGCGGUAGUAAUUGAGUGUUGUUAUUCCAGUACAAAAAUAAUAUUGUGUUAGUUAAUAGUUUUGCCGCAAUAAAUUAAUUUCUGUGGUGACGCUUGUGUUUUAUUACUCACAAAAUCUCCUACCGAAAUUAAUACGUAGGCCCACGUGCCAAUGGGCGUGAUGUUGGCGCUUAUCAAACAAAUCAUGUCGCGAUAAGCGAUGUUUAUCUUGUCCGAGGCGAGCGAGCGCUGAGAGCGACGUUGAUGUCGAAUACAAGGGCUCAGUGCGUAGCUCGUAGCGUUAUCGGAAAAGCGCGGGAAAAGCGGCGGCUAUCAGCCAUUCAGCCUGCUAGUCGUACCUCAGUAGGCUCUCGGCCGCCGUUGGAGAUGGACGUGACCGCGCGCGCUGUAGUACUCGCACUCGCGGCAUUCGCGGUCGCGAUCGCGCGCGCCCACAUGACGCCCGUCUCCCACGACAACAUACUCCGAAUACAACUCUGGGACGCGGAAGGACUGAGCCGGGAAACCGUAACAACGGAACCCUCGACCACAGUUCUUAAUAAACAUCACAGAGUAAAAGUUAACUUGGACGAAUUGUAUGAUGCGAUGAUGGGUGAUGAGUAUCACGGUGCGGAAAGGUUUGCGCGGCACAAAGUUAGGCACAAGAGACGACGAUCUCGACAGAGUGGGACCGAUCUACCGUGGAGGUUCCAUUCGGGUUCAGGGUUGCGGAACGUGGCGGUUUUCGACGACGACGUACCCUGGGACGUGAUUGAGGGAAGAAACUCGCGGAGCGUGAACGCAAGUGCUGUGAGUGUUUCAAGUGCCCCAGUGAAUGUGGAGAGGGAUGUGUCCCCGCCGAUGAAGCUGCGUCAGGACGAAGAGGAUGAAGUUAAGAAACAACUGCCGGUCGUGCCGAAAUGCUGUGCGGGCGGACAAAACUUGACAAUUACUAUCGUAGAUGGCAAAGUCAAAUCUGUUUGCUCGCGGUCCACGCUUACAUUCCAACCGAUCUUCCAUAAAGCGAACGAGACGCACAUUUGGAGCUACGAAAGCAACGUUUUCGAGACAAUUGUUGGCAAUCCCUGCAGUUACGACAGAUAUAAAUUGGAGCCGGAUAAAGUCAGUGCAGAUGAAUUCUAUCUUCUCUUCAAUGGAUCGCUUUUUGUGCCGUUCAGCCAACCUCCUCUGCUCGGUACGAGGGAUUUUUGUAUGGAGACAUUUUGGAAUGAAUCAAAUCCAGCAGGAGUGACUCUCCCAUUGGUAUGUUUUCAAGCACCGAUAGAGGAAGCAAAUUCAUCGGCGACUCUUAUAGCGUAUGCUACAGGUUUGAUAAUAUCGGUGCCGUUUUUACUCGCGACGGCUGGCAUCUACACCUUUAUAACGGAACUGAGAGAUACUCAUGGCAAGGCAUUGGCUUGCCAUUCAAUUUGUCUUGCGGUAGCAUUUAGCUGUUUAGCUGCCACGCAAUUAGCCGGUCACGCUUUUCCAGCUACUGCUUGCAAUAUUAUGGCCUACCUCAUCCAGUUCUCGUUUGUGUCUUGCUUCUUCUGGCUGAACGUCAUGUGUUUCGAUACUUAUUUGAAUGUACGGAGAUAUAUUCACUCAUCAGUAAGCAGAAGAAGUAUGAGGCGAAGGUUUGCGUGGUACUGUGCGUACGCUGUAUUAUUACCAGUCAUAUUACUAAUAGUGACAGUUACUAUGGACUUGUCACCAGCCGUCCCUAGUACAUAUUUGAAACCGAACUUUGGUGUCAAAGGGUGCUGGUUUAAAACGGACCAGGCGGCGUUGCCCUAUUUCUAUGGGCCGGUGGCGGUCAUACUUUUUAGCAAUUUCAUAAUUUUUUUACUCACUUCAAGAGCGUUUGCCAAGCAUUAUGAUAAGCUUAAGGAUGUCACGCCAUUAGAUAUAGCGCAUUCAGACUUCAGCACAUCAGACGACUGGGUAAGACUCAGCACUGUGUUGGGUCAGCCUCUACCAGUGCACGAGAGGUCGUCACCACCUCCGCGAGAACCACAGAUCAACUUCAGUCAGCGUCUGAGGAAAUAUAAAAAAAUAUUCCGGACAUGCUGCAUGUUGUCCGUGAUCAUGGGUCUGUCGUGGGUGCUGGAGGUGGUGUCUUGGGUUGCGGGUGCAGGCACCACUGCUGUCUCCGUGUGGUCAGUGUUCGACCUGAUCAACGCACUACAGGGUGUCGUCAUAUUCGGCAUCUUUGUGUUGCAGCAACCCGUCCGCUCUUUUGUUAAGUUAUCAAAACUAUGCAAUGUGUGCAGAAGAAAAAAGGACGGAUCUGAAGUGUCAGUAGUAAGUGAUAGGAAUAGCAUCGACUGUGGCCCCGGCCGAAGGGACUAUGUGUAGUUUGUGAUCGAAGUAACAGUUUGUAAUAUACGAGUAUGAUGAUAGUGUGACGCUGAGACUGAUAAAAUAGUAUUACGCUGUAUGGGUUUUACGAGAUAGUGGCAACAUAUGCAGUAUUGGAAGAAAGUUUGGUAAAAGUUCAAGUUGCGUUAAAAUUAUUGACAUGUUGCGUUGUGUAUUGAUGGGUAUUCUAAGGGCUCUCUCAAACAAGUGCUAAAUUCUGUCUGAAAUAUCAUCCGGCAACAACAAGGUGUGAAGAUGGGUAACGAGGGAAAUGAGGGUGAAAUAUGGCUAAGAUUCUUACCCUUGUCAACUGAUGUUCUACUGCACAAUCUUUAAGUGUUGAUGUCGCUGUAAAAAGAAAUAUUGUAGUUAGCGGCCCAAUAUUUGUGCUAUGAAUUGAAUUUCAUAGUUUUAAUCAAGGCUUUGGUGGUCCUAAGCUCUUUGACGUAACAAUAAAAAAAGAGCCAACAUUUGAUGAGUUUCCCAGACAUAUUUCUCGGUUUAUAUCUUCAAAUGUCCUUGGCAAUUAGUUGGCAAUUUUGAAGCUGUGAAUAUAAUCUAACGCUUUUAAAAAAGCUAGUUUUUGUUGUUUCCAGUUUCAAGAUAUUAGAAACUUUGUGUUGUUUAGGUUUUGUAACGCAGUGUGUGUUGAAUGUUACGUACGUAGUAUCGUAUAGGUAUGAAUGCAAAUUGGUUAUUUUGUCAACAUAUAAUGUUAUGGUAUUAGUUUUAAUAAUAAGCAGUCCUAAAUUAAAUUUUAUUUCAAUUAACUGAUAGAAAGAGU